Molecule: messenger RNA, 318 nt
Organism: Staurois parvus
Lineage: Eukaryota; Metazoa; Chordata; Amphibia; Anura; Ranidae
Source: the annotation of a GenBank genome assembly
AGUACAGGCAGAGUUCAGGCAGCGUCAGGACAGGCAGAAAUAGGAUCUGGAAACCAGGGCCAAGCAAACAGUACAACAAGGCACAGACUGCAGGUCUGGCCAUCCCUUAAAUACACCACCUGCAAUCAGCCCCAGGUGAUGGCUAAUUGCCGAAGUGAGCCUCUGGUUGUUGAGAGCACCCGCUGGCCAGCCCUGGUACUGCAGCCCACAAGGCAGGUGAGUCCCACCAUUAUUGGCAAGUCCAUUCCUGACAAACACUCCUUUCUCACUGACUGUUUGAUCAGGUCCCCUUGUCAAUUUUUCAGGCAGACUCAAUCG